UCGUCAACCAAGCUUCCUGCCGCAUUUCACGACAAUUCGUCCGCAUCAUCAAGCACAACCGCCCGUCGAUUUGAAUCUGCCACUGCCUCGAACCGCCGUCCAAUUAUUAUUUAUAGUACAAUUGCUGCCGUCAUUGCCGCUCUUUGACCAGCUACCAUGUCUCGUCGCUACGAUUCCCGCACAACCAUCUUCUCGCCAGAAGGCCGAUUGUACCAGGUCGAAUAUGCCCUCGAAGCUAUUUCACACGCCGGCACUGCCAUCGGCAUUCUCGCCAAGGACGGCAUUGUCCUUGCUGCUGAACGCAAGGUCACCUCCAAGCUGCUUGAGCAGGACACAUCUGCUGAGAAGCUCUAUGUUUUGAACGAUAACAUGAUUUGCGCCGUUGCCGGAAUGACGGCUGAUGCCAACAUCCUCAUCAACUACGCCCGCCAGGCCGCCCAACGCUACCUCCUCACCUACAACGAAGAUAUCCCCUGCGAGCAGCUUGUCCGACGCCUCUGUGAUCUUAAGCAAGGUUACACGCAACACGGUGGUCUGCGCCCGUUCGGCGUGUCCUUUAUCUACGCCGGCUGGGACCCCCGCCGAGAAUUCCAGCUCUACCUCAGCAACCCUUCGGGCAACUACGGUGGCUGGAAGGCCACCAGCGCCGGUGCCAACAACGCCAGCGCCCAGAGUUUACUUAAGCAAGACUACAAGGAAGACUGCACAUUAGACGAGGCUUGCGCGAUGGCCGUUAAGGUUCUGAGCAAGACAAUGGACUCGACGAAGCUGAGUAGCGAGAAGAUCGAGUUUGCUACGGUAGGGAAGACAGACGAUGGCAAGAUUUAUCACAAGCUUUGGAGUGCGGAUGAGAUUACUGCUCUGCUGAAGGAGCAUGAUUUGGCCAAGAAGGAGGAGGCCGAGGAGAAGUAAAGGUAUACCAAUGAGUAGCCGCCUAUGAAAAUAAAAAUAAAGAGGUCCAUGUGUAACAAUACAAUAUAAUGCCUAAAUAAGAUGGAUUGUAUGGGCUCUCUGUGUUGUCCCUCUAAGCCACCUUUUGAACUCCCCCUCCUAUUUGUAAUUGAUGAUACUCACUCAUAUCAUGCCAAAUCAGAGCGCAUGCGGUCCAUCUCAACAUUUCUGGAGCCUUGCUCCUCAUCAUCCACCCGCUGCCAGCCGCCUGAGGCCUCUGAGCCAGGGAGUGGCUGCGGCUCCGAGCACGAUGCGCUGCUCAGCUUGGGCCAAUAGCGUCUAUAACUCCAAUACGCAGCCGUCAUGCCAAUAAUAGAGCCGACGCACACAUCGUAUACAUCAUGUCGAUAGUCCUCGCAGCGAGAUAUGGCGAUUAGCAAAGCGCCGAUAGCAGGGACCAUGCAGACAAAGAAGCGUAGCAAGUUACGGCUGCUGCCAGCGUAGUUGAACACCUGGAGCUGGCCUGCUAGGAAGAGGGCAGUGAAACCGAGGCCUGCAAAUGCAAAUGAAGAGUGUCCAGAGGGAAACGAGCGGAAGCCGUCCUCCAAGCUGCGGCUGCUAGGUGCUGUGCAGACUGCAAUAGUCACUAGUGUGUUCUCUUGAGCAGACUUUGCUGGUUUGCAUCGCGCGAGUAGAUCUGGUCUUGGUCGUCCCACGGCAUUUUUAAUAAUGUCCGUAACAAAGCAGGCCAUGGUGAUGGAGAUCAGAAAUGGGAGACAUGUCGCCUCGUGUCUUGCUAAGCUCGACCUGCACACCAUGUUGUAUGCGAUGAGCGCGCCCAGCGGGAUAAAGAGAGAAUAUACAAAGUUCAUGGCUAUGAGA
This is a messenger RNA of [Torrubiella] hemipterigena, 1773 nucleotides long. Lineage: Eukaryota; Fungi; Ascomycota; Sordariomycetes; Hypocreales; Clavicipitaceae. The record is from the annotation of a GenBank genome assembly.